AUGCCCACCAUUGUCACCGUGUCGCUGCAUGGGAGAGCCACGACGAUCGCCCCGGAAACUAAAUCUGAUGACCUCGGACAGUUGAAGUUGAUCGAUGGGGAUCUGAACACGCACGAGGGCUUCCAGGGACCUCUCCACAUCCUCAAGAGGGAAUCUCAAGUGUGGCCAUUCGUCAUCGAAAUACCCACUCAUAUUGAUCCACGCUCGUUGUCCAGGCAGGCCACUGGCGAUGAGGAGUGGGCAUUCUUGUCACUCCCACCAGACCAAGGCAUCUUGCAGUCGCUCCCUCUGUCGUUUGAGGGCUCCAGUUACCUCAUCUAUGCCAUCUUGAGUACUGGGCUCAGGCAACCUUGA
Messenger RNA from Clonostachys solani, 354 nucleotides. The record is from the annotation of a GenBank genome assembly. Lineage: Eukaryota; Fungi; Ascomycota; Sordariomycetes; Hypocreales; Bionectriaceae.